AUGUUCUCGGGCUCAAACUCGUACCUGGGCGGUGCCAACCAGGGCCGUCCAGGCCAACAGCAAUAUGGCCAGCAACCCCAGCAGUCCUUCAGUGGCUUCGGCCCUCAGGCUACAGGUUACAUGCAGCCGCAAUACACCGGCAUGCCUCCCAUGCAGCAGCACCAACAGUCUCUACAGCCCCAGGCUACUGGAUACCCACCGCAACAGCAGCAACAGUCUCUGCAGCCUCAGGCCACUGGCUACCCACCACAACAGCAGCAGCCCCAGCAGAACCAAUUCCAAGGCGGUCUCAUGCCCCAGUACACCGGCUACCCUCCCCAGCAACAACAGCAGCAACCGCCGCAGCAGCAGUUCCAAUCGCCCCAGCCGACUGCUGCUCCCCAGCAGCGACCUCAGCCUACCAGCAUGACCUCAUCGCAGAUGGCCGAUUCUUUCCGCACCACUCCUGCUCGUCAGCAGACCCAACCUACCCAGUCAUCGUCCCAAUCCUCCAAGAUCCCGAACAUCCGUCUGUCCUUCAUCACCGCCCAGGACCAGUCCAAGUUCGAGCAACUCUUCAAGUCUGCCGUUGGCAAUGAGCAGGCUCUCUCCGGCGACAAGGCCAAGGACCUUCUCCUUCGUUCAAAACUUCCAGGCGACGCCUUGUCCCAGAUCUGGAUGCUCUCGGACACCACAAAGUCUGGUCAAUUGCUCUUCCCCGAGUUCGCCUUGGCCAUGUACCUGUGCAACUUGAAGCUCACCGGAAAGGACCUGCCUCCACAGCUUCCUGAAAGAGUUUUGAAUGAGGUUUCUAGCAUGGUCGACAUCAUCUCAUUCGGUGUUGCCGAUGCACAGCCCUCCUCGCAGCCUGCAAGCAAUGCACCCAGCUUCCCUGAUGUCCCCUCCAUUCAGGCACCUCAACCUCAAGCUUCCAACAGCCAGCUUCUGUCGCAACUGGCUCCCCAGCCUACAGGCUUCCAGCCUCAACCCACCGGGUUCCAGUCGCAGCCCUUCCAGCCUCAGCCUACUGGCCUUCAGCCCCAACAGACUGGCUUCCAAUCUCAAGCUACGGGAUACAAUGGUCCUCGUCCUCCUAUGCCUCCCAUGCCGACAGGCUUCGCUCAAGGAUUGUCGCCACAGCCCACCGGUUUCCCCAUUGCGCCUUUGAACGCUCAGCCUACUGGUCGUCCUGGUCAGUGGGGUCUUGUCAACGCCCCCGCCUCUGGAUUGCCCAACCUCCAGGCUCUCCAACAACAAAUGAUGCCUCAACCUGGUCGCGAGACUGGUUUCAGCACUGCUGGUCUGCGUGGUAACGCCACAGUCCCUUGGGCCAUCACCAAGGAUGAGAAGAAGAUCUACGAUGACAUGUUCAAGGCUUGGGAUGGCUUGAGCAAGGGCGCAAUCAGUGGCGCCACAGCUAUCGAGAUCUUCGGCCAGAGUGGUCUUGAGAAGGACGACCUCGAGCGCAUUUGGACCCUGUCAGACCCUCACAACAGAGGCAAGCUUAAUCUUGACGAAUUCGCUGUAGCCAUGCAUUUGAUCUACCGCAGAUUGAACGGUUAUCCCGUACCAGCCAAGCUUCCUGCUGAGCUUGUGCCUCCUUCUACUAGGAACAUCAACGAUGCCAUUGGAACCAUGAAGUCGCAUCUCUCAAACGAUGCACAAUCGAGAAGAAGCACUGGUGCAUUCUUGCAGCCUCAGAAGACCGGUGUCAGCUACCUCAAGAACCACUCUUUCGCAGGCGCAGGUGCAAGCAUUGCCGGACCUCGCAAGGAUGCUACCGUUUAUAAGAACAACGAUGAGGACGUUGGCUACCGCUCGGCUGCUCGUCGUCGCGCAGGCGAUCCUGGCCGUACUGCCUCUCCUGCUCAGGAGAAGCCUGCAGAAGAGAUGUCGGUUGAUCAGUUGAAGAAGGCCAUCCGUGAGAAACAGGUUCUCCUUGAUGCUAUGGACUUUGAGGACGAGGGCAGAGCCGAUGAGGAAGAUGCUCUUGAUCGCAAGGACCGCAAGGAAGCAGAUGAGCUCUACAGACGCAUUCGUCGCAUUCAGGAGGAUAUCGAUGGACACCCAAAUUCUGGAUUCCGCACCACCGACUCAGACGCUGAACGUAGAGCGCUCAAGAGACAGCUUCAAACCCUGUCCGAUCGCCUGCCUGAGCUGGCUUCUCACGUGCGACGCUGCGAGAGGGCCAUUGCAGAUGCUCAACUAGAACUGUUCCGUCUCAAGGAUGCCAAGGCUAACCCCAGCUCAGCUCCUGCCAUUGUCGGCACUGGACCUGGAGGAGCUGUGACUGAGUCUGAUCGUCUCAAGGCAAGAGCCAGGGCAAUGAUGCAAGCUCGUUCUGCCGCGCUCACAGGCAAGCCUGCUCCUGCUGGUGCUUCAGGUGAUGAUGGCGCCGGCGCUGCCAAGAGAUUGGAAGAUGAGAGUAACCGUGUCCGCCUUGAAAGAGAGGAGAACGAGAGGAUGGUGCGCGACGUUGAAGACUCCGUCACUGAAUUCAGCAGAACUAUCGAGGCCAGUCUGAAAGAAGGUGUCGAAGACGCUGCGACCGAGCAUGAGAGAAGAAGAUGGGAAGACGGUCUUGGUGUUGAAGAUGAGGUGAAGGAUUUCAUCUACGAUAUGCAAAGAAGCAGCAGAACUGCUCGCAUUAGAAAGGACGAGACUCCUAGCACUCAUGAUCGUGUCGCUUCACCACGCGCUGAGGAGGUCAGCCGUGGUGGUAGCGCUCGUGUCGAGAGCCCCGCGCCUAGAAGCGAGACACCUCGUGGAGGGUCUUACAACACUUACAAAACUGCAGAGGAUCGUGCCGCCUUCAUCAAGCAGCAAGCUGAGCAACGCAUGGCUGAACGUCUUGCUGCAUUGGGCUUGAGGGCUCCCACUAAGCCUGCUGAGUCUACACAGCAGCGCCAGGAGCGUGAGCGUAAGGAACGUGAAGAUCGCUUGCGCCAGGCUGAACAGGAAGAUGCUCGCAGAGAAGAGGAGAGACAGCAGAGACUGGCUGGAGAAAGCAUUGCACCUCCUACUCCUGAGAAGUCUCUUGGAAAGAAGGCUCCUCCCGCUCCCGCGCCUCGCAAGAACCGCGGCGACUCUGUUGGCAAGCAAGAAGAGCAACAAGCCAAGGCUGAAGCUCAAAGAUUCGAGCAGCAUCAAAUGGAACAGGCCAUCAAAGAGCAACAAGAAGCGCAAGCAUCGGAGACCAAGGAACUUGAGAAUGAGGAGCGUCGUCAAGAAGAAGAGCUCCGCAAAGAGCGUGAGGCUGCUGCUGAACGUCUUCGUGCACUCGAAGAGCAAGUCCGCCAGGGCAAACUCAAGAAGGCAGAGGAGAAGAAGAGAAGACAAGCAGCUUCCAAGGAGGCCGAAGAGAAGGAGGCCCGUCUUGCGGCUCAACGUGCUGAAAUUGAAGCUGCUAGAGAAAGAGAGCGACAGCUACAACUGCAGCUUGAGAGCAUGAACGACGACAGCUCGGACGAUGACGAUGGACCUCAGACCAUUACUCCCAUGGAAAGCACACCCGCUGCUAGCCAGGAGCUGCCAAGGGAAGUGUCUCCCGCACCUCCAGUCGAAGCUGUACCUGCACCUCCAAGCGCUCCUGCCCCUCCACCAGUGCCCGCUACGGUCAUUAGUCCCCCAGAGGAAUCGAAGAAUCCGUUCUUCAGAAGCAUGAACCAGCCUGCGGCUCCUUCUGCGCCCAUCGCACCACCUGCUGCCGCUGACACCAACCCCUUCCACCGUUUUACUCAGCAGGAUACCAACAAGACUGCCUUGCCUGAGCCCUCUGCGCCAUCGGCCCGUCGCACAGUCAAGCCAGCAGAUGACGAUGACUGGUCUGUUGUCAAUUCCGAGUCCUCUGACGACGAGGACGACGACGGCCCUACUGGUGGCAGCGCCAAACAACUUGCCUCAAUGCUCUUCGGCACUAUGGCACCACCACGCCCACUAUCAGCCAUGGAGAGCAGCUCGCCUGCUUCUGCCUCACCCGCGCCUCCGGCAACCUUGCCACCGCUUCCUCCACCAACACCCGACGUGCCUGCUCCACCACCCAUGCCCGAAGGCGGCGUUGUGCCACCUGCUCCCCCACCACCACCGCCAAUGCCCUCGACUGGCGCACCUCCUCCUCCCCCAAUGCCUACAGGCGGUGCCCCUCCACCACCUCCUAUGCCUGCUGGCGGUGCACCCCCACCUCCCCCUAUGCCUUCGGCUCCUGCAGCUGGUGGUGGUGCCAGACCUAACAUCUCUGGCCUUUUGGGAGAGAUUCAGCUUGGCAAGGGACUGAAGAAGACGGUUACCAAGGAUAGGAGUACUUCGGCGACUGCUGGUCGUGUCCUGGACUAG
Molecule: messenger RNA, 4311 nt
Organism: Aureobasidium melanogenum CBS 110374
Lineage: Eukaryota; Fungi; Ascomycota; Dothideomycetes; Dothideales; Saccotheciaceae
Exons: 2
Coding region: 1-4311 (1436 amino acids)
Biological process (GO): endosomal transport; endocytosis; actin cortical patch assembly
Cellular component (GO): nucleus; actin cortical patch; cytoplasm
Molecular function (GO): calcium ion binding; protein binding
Source: RefSeq, a predicted model, not a curated record